CUUCCCCAAGGAAGACAAGGCGUUCAGAAAAUGGAUAAGGGUGACGAUAGACCCCGCUGUCUACGAGAACGUUCAGGAAGAGCUGGAGAGCAACCUGACCACCCGUCGCAUGCUCCGAACCCUCAGAAAGAGAUUUGCGGCCAGCGCAACCCAAACUCGAGAGGAAGCUCGACGAGAAUACCACAAAGCGCUGCAAAGCGCUCGACGGGCCAAUCAGAGCGCAGAAAAAUGGCAUUCGACUUGGAUGACCGCCUUGAACCGAGCAAAGAACGCCAAGUUAACCGAAAUUGAGGGCAACCAAGGAAUCGCUGAUUUCUUAGAUGCAAUUAGUGCUCGGUAUGCUCCUAAUUGGGCCACUCGAAAGCGCGAAGAGAUCUUCGAAGCAGAGGUUAAAGGCAGGGAACUUAGCCAAACACUCGAGAUCUCUGCAUCUCAGUUCCUCGCAAUCACGCGCAACGCUCCGCAGACCAAGAAGCACCAAGCACACGCCAUACUAGGGCAAAUCCCUAGUGAGCCGGCGGAGCAGUUGCCGCCUCUCAAAUAUCUAUAUAUGAGGCCAGGGACUAACUUCAAGCAUAAACACAGCCCUGAGGAAUGCGUGACCCUAGAAUACGCUAUCAUAGGCCAACGAGCAGAGGAUUGCAAGAUCAGAAUCUCGAAGAGCUAG
Messenger RNA from Emericellopsis atlantica, 667 nucleotides. RefSeq lists its product as uncharacterized. The record is from RefSeq and is a predicted model, not a curated record. NCBI's taxonomy places the organism in Eukaryota, Fungi, Ascomycota, Sordariomycetes, Hypocreales, Bionectriaceae. The annotation marks the transcript as partial. The transcript has a single exon.